Molecule: messenger RNA, 1263 nt
Organism: Trachemys scripta elegans
Lineage: Eukaryota; Metazoa; Chordata; Testudines; Emydidae
Product: killer cell lectin-like receptor subfamily F member 1
Exons: 6
Coding region: 126-872 (248 amino acids)
Source: RefSeq, a predicted model, not a curated record
UGGACAGUGCUGCUGCUGGAGGUGUGAGCCCUGAGCUACAGAACCUGAGGGUCAGUUGGUAGCUGGCUCUUUUCCCACCUCUGAGUAUCUGCUGAAAAGAAUUAAACGCGGGAUGAGCCUGGCCAAUGGAGGAUGAAGAAGGUUACGUGGUAUUAAACCGUCGUCCAAAGAUGACAAGAUCAGACCGACCAUGUCAAUCUAUGACCCAAGGUCACCCUCAGUGUCCCCGCUGGCAUCGGAUGGCUCUGGGGGUCGGCUGGGCUGGGAACAUCGUCCUGCUGGGAGCUGUGGUGGUGAUGUGCUUAACUGUGGUUCACAAUCAUGCUCUUUCCUUCCCGUCAAAAGGAAAUUUUAAGGGCCUGGUGAAUGACGGUGCCAAUGAGAGAACCAGCUACGGCUAUAACUGCAGCACUGAGCUGAAGGAUUUUCCGUUCUGCCUCAAACAGUUUCUAUGUGAACCUCCAUCCAGCAACUCAAGUGAAGGAUCAGGGUGUAAGCUCUGCCCCACAAACUGGCUGCUGCACAGGGACAAGUGCUACUGGGUGUCUAAAGAAAAAAAUCCCUGGGAUAAGAGCCGCGACGACUGUUCGAAGAGGAGGGCUCGACUGUUAAUGAUUCGGGAUCAGGAUGAGAUGGCCUUCAUACAAACUACUUCCAAAGAUGCAAACCGGAUCUGGCUUGGACUCACCCUUACAUUCCCCGCAAGGAAAAGGAUUUGGGUGGAUGGCUCCCUGUUAAAUCAAACACUGUUCAAGGUAGUGGAUCCUGCAGAAGGGAACAGCUGCGGGGUGAUAAAAGCAGAUCAGAUUCAUUUUGAAACCUGCAGUGCUGUAUCGAAAUGGAUUUGUGAAAAAGAUGCUCUCCUGAUCUAGACAGUGACAUUAGUGCUCUGCCCUUGUGUGUGUGAAGGACAAAUCCUCUGUCGUGUCAGUCUGUCACGUGAAUGAUGAAUAAUGUAGGUGAGCUUCAAAGGGAAAAAAUGGACUUAUGCCCUUAUCCCCUCCCGGCUUUUAUGGUGGAUAGAAAUGUCCCCGAAGCCUUUUCUUGCAUUUGAAAUUCAGGUCCUGUCUCGGCUGGAAGAUUAUAGUGAAGGGAGAACUAGUGAAAAGGCAUCACAAGUAGAGGUGGGGGAAAAUUUUCCACUAUAUCAUUUAUUAGCGCCUCCCACACUUUAAAAAAAUGCACUUUGGGGCCGAACAAGACUAUUCACAAACUGGUGUUGAAUUCACUGAAUAGUUUCAGCUAAAAUAAAAACAAAUAAAA